CGAAGUAUCCAAAGGCAUCAAGGCACGGCCUCAAAGACAACCGAAAUUCCAAGGCACUGACAGCCUGGAUCCGAGGCCCCCAACUUGCGCAGCUUGCUCGCCCCCUUUGAGCGCGGUAACAUCUGUACACCUACUUAUGCGGAGAGUUAAUUGCCUGAUACUUUGAUACCACAGGAAGGACCACGAAACAUUUGAGUUUAUGCCUAUGGACCCCGCAGCUGCUCGCUAGCUUUCAAUACCUAAAAGUAUUAAUACAUACAGUUGCCUGGGCAUUAAUAACACGGGCUAGCAUGUCGCAACCGCUCCGAGCGACGACCAACCUGGUCAAGCCGAGCACAGCUAGCGCAGCGCCAGGAAAGUCGCAAGCUAGUGGCAAGGCUCGUGCUCAAGAAGAUUCGCAUGACAUGCUGGCACAGCGACAAGACGCGGGGCAAGCCGCGGGCACCAGCGGAGGGCCUAAACGCCGCUGGACCAUUGACGAUUUCGACAUUGGAAAGCCGCUCGGCAAGGGCAAAUUCGGCAACGUGUACCUGGCUCGCGAGAAGCAGAGCAAAUACAUUGUUGCGCUGAAGGUCCUCUUCAAGAGCCAGCUCCAACAGUCCAACGUGGAGCACCAGCUACGGCGUGAAAUCGAGAUCCAGGCGCACCUGCGGCACCCCAACAUCCUGCGGCUGUACGGCUACUUCUAUGACAAGGAGAAGGUGUACCUUAUCCUGGAGUACGCGGCCCGGGGAGAGCUGUACAAGGAGCUGGUGCGCUGCAACCACUUCGACGAGCGCACGUCGGCCACGUACAUCCUGUCGCUGGCGCGCGCGCUGCACUACUGCCACACCAAGCACGUGAUCCAUCGCGACGUGAAGCCCGAGAACCUGCUGGUGGGCCUGAACGGCGAGCUCAAGAUCUCGGACUUUGGCUGGUCCGUGCACGCGCCCAGCAACAGGCGCAAGACGCUGUGCGGCACCCUGGACUACCUGCCGCCGGAGAUGGUGGAGGGCAAGGAGCACACCACGUCCGUGGACAACUGGAGCCUGGGCGUGCUCACCUACGAGUUCCUGUUCGGCGGCCCGCCCUUUGAGGCGCCCGGCCACCAGGAGACCUACCGCCGGAUCGUGCGCGUGGACAUCAAGUUCCCCGACAAGCCGGCCGUGUCGGAUUCGGCCAAGGCCUUCAUCAGCAAGUUGCUGGUGAAGGACGCGCACCGGCGGUUGCCGCUACUGGAGGUCCAGAACGAUCCCUGGAUUAAGGCAAACGCCGACCCCGACAUGCUGGCGCGCGGAAACUAAACGUGCAGCCGCGAGGAAUAACGGCUGUGCUAUCCUGGCCAGUAACGGAGUCUAGCAGUUAUGGCAGCGCACGGCAGUACGGGCCAGGGUCUCCCUGAUGUGGGUCGGUGUCCGACCUGGGUCAGCACGGCUUAGAUGCGCAUCAGCAGAAGUGGGCCCAUAGGGGCAUGGAAGCGCCUUGUGCCGAUGUGGGUUGGGCUGCGCAAUGUGGAAAGUGGGUGAUGCCUGCUGCUGACCUGGGUUUGACGCUGAUGGAUGCUGGGAGAGGACGUCAGGCGGCACAGAUAAGGACAAUCAGCUGGACUGCAAUGGAAGCGAGUCCACGCAAGGGGUUCAUGUUGCUACAGGAAGACAUGGGUGGAGGGAGGAUGCAACAUGUGGCGGCCCUCAGGAUGCACGAGACACGCGCCCAUUUCGUGCGCUCAAUACGGUAGGUGCCACGGUUUGGAGGCCACGAUUGCGCCUCAGGAGUGAAGGAAUGCGUGCCCGUGCCGUACGUGCCAUGGAUUGUAAAACUUGCACAGA
Molecule: messenger RNA, 1808 nt
Organism: Chlamydomonas reinhardtii
Lineage: Eukaryota; Viridiplantae; Chlorophyta; Chlorophyceae; Chlamydomonadales; Chlamydomonadaceae
Exons: 7
Coding region: 405-1283 (292 amino acids)
Biological process (GO): regulation of cytokinesis; protein phosphorylation; mitotic spindle organization
Cellular component (GO): spindle microtubule; chromosome passenger complex; spindle midzone
Molecular function (GO): protein kinase activity; ATP binding
Source: RefSeq, a predicted model, not a curated record